CUGGCAACUCUGAUCAGGUCCAAAACAAAGCUUUGAGUAAGCAUGCUACGAUGGCGGUGAAUUUGUUGCUGUGAUUUCAUAAAAUGAGCGACGUAGUUUCCUACAAUUUGAAAUACAGUGAAACUCAUGCAAUUUUGAUUGUUACUACACCAAAUGUAGAUGUGGAACAUGAAGAUUCUAUCAAUCUUGAAGUGCACGAAAAGGAGCUUGUGUUCACCGCACCGCCCUAUCAUUUGAGAAUAUCAUCCGACAAGUACCUUGUGAAAACAGAUGUGUAUCCCGAAAGCAUAGAUUAUGAGAAAUCCUCCAUCGUUUAUCACAUUCCACUGCAAACAGUCAGUGACGAACCCACAAAAUCAAACCAAAAUAUUUUUAAAUAUGGAUUUGGCGAUUUUUAUUGUUCCGUGCUGAAUAUUCAAAACAGUCAAGAUUUCAAAACAUUGACAAACCCUGAGAAUGUUUCAUUUGAAGAAAGAAGAGCUAAGCGCAUUAAAGACGAGCAGGACGAUUUUAAUCCUGAGCAUUACGGCAUGGAUUAUGUUCAAUACGUUAUUGAUAGGUUCGGAUUAGAAUCGGUUGUUAUUCCUUUGGAUGUAAAACUGACGGAUAACCAAAGAUACUGCAUCAAAUUACUUAUGGAGGAAAAAUCACAUAAAAUCGACGAUUACUGCGGUUUACAUGAGCAACCAUCCAUCCUUACUAGCUUGGUUGAUAUUUUACUAGCGGUGCUUUACGAUAAACUGAUCAACCACAACGAGCUUAACGAAGCGAUUUCACAUUUCAACAUUCACCGGAUAUCGGCCACGCUGUCUUACUUUGAAAAAUUUGAUUCGAUUCAAGAGGUACUCGUAGCAUUUUAUCGAAGAUGCUGUAUCUAUCCGCUGUACCGAAAUCAGAAUCUAGCCCAUACCUGUACUACCAUGUUGGAAAAUGCUUUAAAACAAGAUGAUUCAAAUGAAUGGAUCCUGGAAAAACUCUUGUAUUGCUAUGAGUCUUUCAAAUCGCAUGACACGGUCGUGCUCAACCAUUACUAUAUCAAAGAUUACGUGAAGCUUAUUCAAUAUUGCUAUGUGAGUGAUACUUUACGAGCUUUUACUAAGGAUAUUGCAGCGCUGUCUACAUCAAUCCGUGGGGGUUCAUUAGGACUGGAAAGGAUGUCUGUUGCUUUCAGAAUUAUAAAAUCAGUAAUGGAAGAAGACUAUGAAUCCACCGACUCCGAUGACACUAGUAAUUCAGACCAGGAUGAUGAAACCGAGUCGGAUUACAGCAGUACAACAACCAGUGAUGAUGAGGUCAUUCAUUAUCAGCCCGAAGAAAGUGUACUUGAUAAGUUAAAAAAUUUGAAAUUAAAACCCUAAUGAAACCGUG
This is a messenger RNA of Malaya genurostris, 1368 nucleotides long. Its product is annotated as protein SHQ1 homolog. Gene Ontology annotation, cellular component: cytoplasm; nucleoplasm. Lineage: Eukaryota; Metazoa; Arthropoda; Insecta; Diptera; Culicidae. Bases 84 to 1358 code for a protein of 424 amino acids. The record is from RefSeq and is a predicted model, not a curated record. Gene Ontology annotation, biological process: box H/ACA snoRNP assembly. The transcript has 4 exons.